Onychostoma macrolepis is the source of this 1142-nucleotide messenger RNA. RefSeq lists its product as uncharacterized. NCBI's taxonomy places the organism in Eukaryota, Metazoa, Chordata, Actinopteri, Cypriniformes, Cyprinidae. The record is from RefSeq and is a predicted model, not a curated record. Gene Ontology annotation, molecular function: oxidoreductase activity. The transcript has 2 exons. Bases 207 to 1073 code for a protein of 288 amino acids.
UUGAGCGGAUUGUACAGCAGUUGACAUAGAUAAGGCUGUAUGAGAAAGUUUUUUGCUUGAACGUAGAUAAAUUAGUACUGUUAUUUACGUGGAGCAGAUCAUUGAACCUUGACCGUGUUGAAGUCACUGGCGCCUGUUUGUUUUUUCAUUUUCAAGAAAACCUGCAGGCUUUCAUAGUCUCCAAAAUAAGGCUUCCUUCUCUCCAAAUGACUGAGCCUCAGCCAUCUGUACUUCUCAACACUGGGACUCGGAUGCCUCUGUUGGGACUGGGCACUUUCCGUUUGCAGGGUCAAGAGGACACUUAUAAUGCUGUGGAUGCAGCUUUGACAGCUGGUUACCGUGCCUUUGACACUGCGGCAGUGUACCAUAAUGAAGCACAAUUAGGUCAUGCCCUCCGUUGCCUGUUGCCCAAGCAUGGCCUCUCUCGAGAAGAUGUUUAUAUUACUAGUAAAUUGGGUCCCAAAGAUCAAGGGUCCAAAGCCAGAGAUGGUUGCCUGAGGAGCCUGGAGCAAUUGGGAUUGGGCUACAUUGACCUAUAUCUUAUUCAUUGGCCAGGUACUCAGGGGCUGCCAGCAGGGGAUAAACGAAAUCCUGAAAACCGUGCUCAAAGCUGGACAGUCUUGGAGGAGUUCUACACAGAAGGAAAAUUUCGGGCCAUUGGGGUGUCUAAUUACACAGUAGAGCACAUGCAUGAGCUACUGAAGAGUUGUAAAGUGCCCCCAGCAGUUCUUCAGGUGGAGUUCCACCCAAAGCUGGUUCAAAUGGACUUGAGGGCACUUUGUAAGGAAAGAGCGGUGUGUUUUCAGGCAUACUCGUCUCUUGGAACAGGGGUUCUACUAUCAGACCAUGUGGUUCUGGAUUUAGCAAAAAAGUAUGGGAGGACAUCAGCCCAAGUGUUGCUGAGGUGGGCUGUACAACAGAACAUUCCAGUACUUCCAAAAUCAUGUCAGCCAGAACGUGUGGAAGAGAAUGGGCGUCUGUUUGACUUUGAGAUUAGCGAGGAGGAUGUGGAAAGGCUCUCUGCUCUAGAUUGCGGGGAGAAGUUCUGCUGGGAUCCAACACAAGUGUCUUAAAGACAACUCAUUGACAAAAACUCAUGUUUUGACUUACUGAAAUUCCUACUAUUUUAUCUUUUGCUAGAC